Molecule: messenger RNA, 3738 nt
Organism: Knipowitschia caucasica
Lineage: Eukaryota; Metazoa; Chordata; Actinopteri; Gobiiformes; Gobiidae
Source: the annotation of a GenBank genome assembly
AUGUACAGUGUGGAGGACCUCCUCAUCUCACAUGGAUACAAAGUGCCCAAACACAACUCCUCCAGCUCCGGCCCUCCUGCCCGGCCCGCCCCUCCAGCCUCUCCUCCCUCCUACAGCAGACACCAGCAGCUCCUGGAGCGGCCCCGCACAGUCAACGGCUUCUGCAGCUAUACCCUCAACCACAACCACAACCACACACGGGAGAGGAGCCAGUCCAGGCAGGAGGGCCGCCUCCACGACGCAGAGUUCUAUGAUGCAAACCGCAGUCUCCCGCUUCAGGCUAAGGAUGUGUCCUACUGGAGGAGGAAAGGGCAGGACUUUGCUGUCUUGUUAGACUACACAGAUUACAAAGAAGCUGCUGCUAAUGGUCGACAGGGAGCUUAUGUAAGGCCAGAGUUUGCUGGAGAAAGGGGCCCAGCACCUCUGGAGGACGGUCCCAGGACACAGAGGCCCCGCUGCAGGGAGAAUCAGCUGCUCCUGCCCUGGAGGACAUCUGAGAGGAAGUGCCAGAGCCUGGGAGCAGAGGAGUGGCACCCUGCUGAGCAGCGCCUGCUCAGCAGAACUCCAGAGGUGAUGGUUCUGCCUCGGACUAAAACAAGAACUCAGUCUCUCCCCAGAAUGCAGAGCAACUGUCGGCAGUACGUUCCUCUGUUUCACCAGAGCACCUACAGAGCACCGCGCUGGCCAGACACCGGCCGACCUGCCAGCGCACACCCACUGUCAAUCACACCAAAGCCACGCUUCACACGACCCCCCAGACCCCCCUCUUAUGAGAUGCACCAGCAGAUCAGGGGCAGCUGUGAGAUGUUGUCUGGAAGAGAGCUGACCCGGGAAAAAACUCCGCUCCCACGGUUACGACCAGAUUCUCACCUGGACUACUUUGCACAGGACUGUGGGCCACCAGGGUACAUCCCUCCCCCCUCCUAUAAGAGAGCUCCCAUCAUGGAAGGGGUCUGCAGGAAUUAUGGAGAAGUUGCCAUUGACUAUAGGUACAGAGGAGACGUGUACCAGCAGCUGCACCGGGCUCCAGACGGCUCUCUGUGGUGCCCCCCUCCCUCUAGGCAGCUCUAUCCUGUCUACAUGACCCAGGACAGGCCAGGGGGGAGGCUCCAGUAUCUCCCAUUUGACCCCUCCUCAUCCCUAACAGACUCUGACAAGAUCCGCCACAUUCGUAAGGAGCUUCCAAGCCUCACAGUGUCCGAGCCAGCUUCCGGCAACAGUGCCUUUUUGCCUCCAUCACUGGGACCUUCUUCUCUUGUGGUUAAUGACUCUGCAUACGGGGAGUUUGACAGUGACAAUACCAGGUGGCGCAGACAUUUGCACAAAGAAACUGUAGACAACAUCCCAGCAAUCGACCAAAACUACAACAGAUAUCACAAAAUGCAACAAGGGCGUGCAACAUCUCCAUUUUCUGCUUUCCAUGCACCAGUUUCCCCCUCAGGUUUGAGAUGCAAGUCAGAGCAAGGCUUUUUAGAAACCAUCACCCAAGUGAAGCAGAUCAGGCCAGACCUUGGACCUGACAACAACAGGAAUCCGAAGAGGAGAUUCAGCGAGACCAUCUUCUGCCUGGUGUCUGUCCCUGUCCACACUCCCACCAACUUAAACAAGAAUGCUCCUGCAGACCAGAACAACAAUGAGCCCACCACUAACCACAACAUCCCAAACACAUUCGCUGUGGGUCUGAAGGAGAGCCGUCCUGUGAGGAGCAGGUCUGUCAACCAAGUGCCCAUCUGGACCCAGAGCACUCUGCCCGACAUCAGCGGCACCUCCUCCCUGAGGAACUCCAAAAGGGCUCCUCUCAGAAAAGAGAUUAUAGAUGCAUGGGCUCUUCAGGCCAAUGAGAGCAAAGAGAUGUACUCGCGCUCAUGGCCUGGGAACCAGUAUCGCAACCAGGAAACUCAGACCGGGUCACCGCUGGUCAAGAGUCCAGAACCUGAGGACAAACCUGCUCAGGUGGUGCCCAACACCAGCGCAGACGGUACAGCUGCUAAUGUUUACUGUCUGAAGGACCAGAAGAACCUACAGCUUUCCAGCAAUAGUGCAUUUUCCCUAAUCAGUCCCAACCAGGCUGCAUACAAGGAGCUUUUAGCUCCAGAGCUAGAUUUUCCUUUAGCAGACGUCAUCGCAGAAAGGCAGCGAGUGUCCAGUCCCUCAGAAAAGUGUCCAGAGCUGUCCACAGACAGUGCUGAGCAUGUUAGCUUUGGUCAGUUUCUGCUGAAGCCAGUAGACCGGCGCCCGAGUGAUUACAUUGGUGAAUUAGAAAGCAUCAACAAAGAGAUGGAGGACACUAUCAGCAAAAGGGCUAAUGCAAAUUUGAGCGGGAAAGGAAUAAAGAAACGCAACAUGCACCGCUCAGGGGCUCAGUCUAUGGAGGAGAUGCAUUUAGUGAAACCCACUUACAUUAAUGAGCGAUCGAAAUCUUUUACCUCUGCUGCUGACCUGGACACAGAAACAAGCUGCUUAUUUAUUAGGCCACAAAACAUCCCACCAUCACAAGACAUCAGCGACUUUACUCUGGACGGGGAUAUGACCCCACAGGACAUCCCAGUCCCUCAGGAGUCCAUGCUUCGAGACGUGGGUCUAAAAGUGUACACUGAGACUGGCCCUACAGAACCGGCUCCACGAUCAUGCUCCGUUCCACCUUUUCAACAGUUAGACGAGCUCUCUUGGGAAAACAUGGCUAAAAACCUGUGCAACGAUAGCCACGAGCACAAAGUAAACAGAGAGUCUAAAACUCGAAACAGCCACAAGCAUCACACAUCAGGGGUGAGUUUACGAAUCUGCCGGAGCCGGAGUGAAAGCAGUCGAUCUUCUCAUAAAAGAGAGUGCUCACCUCACGUCAACAAACUCAAUCGUGUCAAGUCGUGUCCCGGAGGAAACCAGCCCACAUUAGCUGACGAGCACCUGGAGAGCUUGUUGAUGAAGGAGAAAUCCAACUCUUUACCGGCAGAAGAUCUCAGUCACCUGUACGAGGUCAAAUGUGCGGCAGGAAUCCCCGAAAACGAGUCCAUCGAGCAACGAGCAGCAAGGAUUCUGGGCAUUUCUGUUCCGGUGGGAGCUUUGCACGUCGACCAAGCAGUGGAGCAGGAAGUUUGUGAGCGUGAGGUAGAGGAGGGGGUCGGAGACGUAGAGAAAGAUCUUGCCAAAUAUCCUCAGUCCCUGCCAUUAGUUUACAACGCUGAGCCCAUAAAGACAGGUACUAGUGAGGAGACAACUUUAGACUCUUGGGAAAGUCCAACAGAGGAGCUUGGAUCAUCUCCUGCGUCAUGUCCAGAGUCUGUGGAGAAUCGGUUAGAAGAAAGUGCAAUGCUUAGCGAAGAUUUUAGUUAUGUCGAACUGGGAGAAAGUCAUGGGAAAGUUGCAAUAGAUGAAACAGCGUCAGAGGAGCUGAUUCUGGGAGUGGAGUCCAAAGAGAAGGGUGUAAUUGCACUAGAAAACAAUGAGGGUAUCAAAGAUGAAGAUGAGGUGAAGACGGAGGAUUCAGAGAAGGUCGAGGUGAACGAUAAGGGAGAAGGAGGGGUGACAAAAACAACAGAAAGUGGAGGUCGCCGAGUAGCGCCUCCCAAACCGCCCAAACCCAAACAACGCAGCAGGCUCCAGAAACCCGCCCUGCUCCCCAAACCCCGCUGUGUCCCGAAGAGAGAGGUCAGCCUGCCCCGCCUCAGCACCAGCAUGGAGGCCGCCGACAGGACCACUGUUCCUGACUCCUACGACCCGAGCCGAGUGGAGAGAGUGUAG